This is a messenger RNA of Dichomitus squalens LYAD-421 SS1, 2852 nucleotides long. RefSeq lists its product as uncharacterized. The transcript is spliced from 8 exons. The record is from RefSeq and is a predicted model, not a curated record. The coding region runs from base 59 to 2740 and encodes 893 amino acids. NCBI's taxonomy places the organism in Eukaryota, Fungi, Basidiomycota, Agaricomycetes, Polyporales, Polyporaceae. Gene Ontology annotation, cellular component: nucleus; nucleolus; preribosome, large subunit precursor. Gene Ontology annotation, biological process: maturation of LSU-rRNA from tricistronic rRNA transcript (SSU-rRNA, 5.8S rRNA, LSU-rRNA); rRNA methylation; maturation of 5.8S rRNA from tricistronic rRNA transcript (SSU-rRNA, 5.8S rRNA, LSU-rRNA). Gene Ontology annotation, molecular function: rRNA (guanine) methyltransferase activity; rRNA (uridine-2'-O-ribose)-methyltransferase activity.
GAGAGAUUCGCCCAUAGCUCGUCCUCCUUAGUCUUCCUCCUCCUCCGCUCGCUCAGCUAUGGGAAAGGCUCAGAAGAAGACAGGGAAGGGCCGUCUUGACAAGUAUUACAAGCUUGCCAAGGAGCAAGGGUACCGCGCUCGUUCGGCCUUCAAGCUCAUCCAGCUGAACAAAAAAUACUCGUUCCUUGAGUCAGCAAGAUGUUGCAUAGAUUUGUGUGCUGCUCCAGGAGGUUGGCUUCAGGUCGCAAGCAAGUAUAUGCCUUUGAAUAGUGUUAUUGUCGGUGUCGAUCUGGUACCCAUUAAGCCAAUCCCCCGCGUCGUCACCUUCGCUGCCGACAUCACCACCACCAACUGUCGUAACCUGAUUCGUAACGAGCUCAAGGAUUGGAAGGCCGACGUCGUCCUGCACGAUGGUGCGCCCAACGUUGGUACCGCCUGGGUGCAAGACGCCUACAGUCAGUCCGAGCUUGUGCUCAUGUCUCUCAAACUUGCCGCCGAGUUCCUCAUCAAGGGCGGGACGUUCGUGACGAAGGUCUUCCGCUCCGUCGACUACAACAACCUCAUCUGGGUCUUCAACCAGCUCUUCGGCAAGGUCGAGGCGACGAAGCCCCCCUCGUCUCGUAACGUCUCCGCUGAGAUCUUCGUCGUAUGCCGCGACUUCCUCGCCCCCAAGCACAUCGACCCCAAGUUCUUUGACCCGAAGCACGUCUUCAAGGAUCUCACUGCGUCUGCCCCCGCGGAGGAGCAGGCCGUUGCGAAGAAUGCGCAGGCGAAUGUCUUCCAGCCGGAAAAGAAGCGCCGGCACCGUGAUGGCUACGCUGACGGCGACUACACUUUGUACAAGGACUCCGGCGCCGCGGACUUCGUCAGGUGUCAAGAUCCUAUCGCAUUCCUUGGGACAUACAACAAGAUCACGUUCAAGACUGACGAGGAAAAGGAAUGGCAGAAGCUAGACAUCACCACUUUGGACGUGCUCGCCAAUUGUGAGGACCUGAAGGUCCUUGGCAAGGGUGACUUCAAGACCUUGCUCAAGUGGCGGAUAGCCUUACGAGAGGAGAUCGGCCUUGAGGUCAAGACGAAGCCCACCGAGGAGCUGACCGAGACCGUGGAGGUUGUCGAAGAGGUCGACGAAGAAGCGCAGAUCCAGAAUGAGCUCGAGCGAUUUAACGCAGAAGCUGCCGCCCGUGCCAAGCGCGAACGCAGACGAGCGAACGAGAUCAAGGCGCGCACUAUCCAGCGUAUGCAGCUGCGCAUGACCGCGCCCAUGGAUAUCGGUAUGGAGCAGUCGGAUGCCGCACUACGAGGCCAGGACGACAUCUUCGAGCUCGAUGACGCGUCUAAUGCCCUGAAGGGUCAGCGCCCUGAGGCCGGCUACGACGAGUCAUCAGACGAGGAGGAUGGCGACGUUGAGGGAGAGGAAGAAGAUGAAGAAGCAUUGGAUUCGGAGGAAGAGCGGGAGCGGAAGGUCGCAGGGUUGGAGGAAGAGCUGGACGGUCUGUAUGAUGCGUACCGGGAGCACCUCAGGGAGCGGGACGCGAAGUACAAGGUGAAGGAGGCGCGGAAGAAUAACAAGCUUCGCGAGGAGACGUGGCUCGGUGUCGGCAAAGGCGAUGAGUCGGACGACAGCGCCGCUGAGGAGGGAGGCUAUGAGAGGGUUCAGCGGGCGAAGGCACGCAUCGGCGAGCAUGACUCGGACUCGAGCGACGACUCCAGUGAUGAGGCGAGCGAGGCCGAGGAUAUACGGGUAGCUGGGAAGAAGCGGAGGCGGACGGACGGGCCUGCGGAGGGUCCGUCGAAGAGCAAGAAAGCACGGACAGCCGCCAAGCUUGAGGAGCCCAAGCCUGCUCCAUCCUUGAGCCGAUCUGCUCAGCUCUGGUUCGAGCAGGACAUCUUCGCGGGGGCUGGCGAGGUCAUGGUGGAUGAUGAAGAGGAAGAUGAGGAAGAAGACGAAGAUGAGGAAGAAGACGAAGAUGAGGAAGAAGACGAAGAUGAGGAAGAAGACGAAGAUGAGGAAGAAGACGAAGAUGUGAGCGAGGAAGAUGAGGAGGCUCCGUCGGGAGAGGACGAUUUCGACGACUUCGAAAUCGUACCACAAGAUCAGGAUGACGACGUCGAGAUGUGGGACGUUGAAGGCGAGAAUGAGGAUGAGAUCAAACAGGCGAAGAUCCAAAAACAUGGGCUCAUCACAGCAGAAGCCGUCACUCUGGCCCAAGCCCUCGUCAAUCGCCAGAAGACCCGCACAGACCUCAUUAACGAUGGCUUCAACCGCCAUUCACUCAACUCCAAAGAAGGCCUUCCCUCUUGGUUCCUAGACGACGAGCAGAAGCACUAUAAGUCGAACUUGCCCAUAACCAAGGAGGCCGUCGCCGCACUCCGUGCCAAGAUGCGUGCCCUCGACGCACGUCCGAUCAAGAAGGUCGCCGAGGCCAAGGCGCGCAAGAAGUUCAAAGCGGCCCAGCAGCUGGAGAAGGCCAAGAAGAAGGCCGAGGGCGUGAGCGAGACAUCCGAUAUAACGGAGCGCGAGAAGGCGAAGCAGAUCGAGAAGCUCAUGGAGAAAGGCAUGAAGGGCAAGAAGCGAAAGGAGGUCAAGGUCGUUGUCGCGAAGGGUGUCCACAAGGGCUUGAAGGGACGGCCAAAGGGCGUGAAGGGUCGCUACGUGAUGGUCGACCCAAGAAUGAAGAAAGAGAUGCGCGCACAGAAACGGAAAGAGAAAGCGAACAAAAAGCGAAAGCGGACGUGAUCCUACUGGCUCUCCUUCCUCUAUCACUCUUCCCGCUGUAUUCCUUACCGUCAUUUUCGGGCUCGGUCAUGCACGCACAUUAUGUAUCCAUGCAUCCUAUAUCCCAUUACGA